Penaeus monodon (black tiger shrimp) is the source of this 2705-nucleotide messenger RNA. RefSeq lists its product as uncharacterized. The coding region runs from base 1 to 996 and encodes 331 amino acids. Lineage: Eukaryota; Metazoa; Arthropoda; Malacostraca; Decapoda; Penaeidae. The record is from RefSeq and is a predicted model, not a curated record. The transcript is spliced from 5 exons.
AUGGAAAAAGUUAAUAGGAAACGAACUGCUGGAGAAAUGGAAGGAACCCCCCACAUGAUGGUAGUGAGUGUUGGAGGAAAGGUUUUGUCUCCCGGCAUGCAAGUGUUUUCAGUGCCGGCAACACAGUGCCAGCAAUUACCUGUUAUUACUGCAGUACCAAACAUCGAUUCUUCUUCAAAUGUGGCCGUUGAGCUAGAGAACGCAACUUCUGACAUACAAGCAAGUGAUGCCGAUGUCCCUCUUAUUGAAGCCCGGUUUGAGGCAAAAGACGAUCACAGUUAUGGAAAUGAGAUGCAUGCACCUGCAUCUUUAGAUCAUGUAAUGUGGAGUGAUGAUGCUGUAUUUUACUUGUGUGAGAGAGUGAGACACCACCACAAUGAACUUGCAAAAAGUGAAGGAAAUAAAUUUACAAUGAGAAAUAUCCUAGAAGCUGUAUAUAAGGAUAUGAGAGAAAGAAAUUAUAGCUUUACAAGUGCACAGGUUGAGACUAAGUGGUACACUCUUAACACAGUUUACAUGAGAAAUCUGAAGAAGAUGAUGAGCAAGGAAACAGUAAGAUGGAAGUUUUUUGAUGUUAUGAAUGAUCUCAUUCAUAUUACAUCUAAGUCAAAAUCUCAACAGAGUGCCAGGUCUUCCCUUAAACAGUCAAUAUCUUGUGAAGAGUCACUACCUACCACACAUGGAAAAGAUGUAGAAAUUCAAAGAAUUGCCCUUGAAGAUGAAAAGGACCUCAAAAUUGAUAAACUGAUCGCAGCCCGAGAACAGUGUCUAUCGAGAGUGGAUGGUCAGUUUACUCAAGCACAUGAACUUGAGAAAGCAAGGUUUGAGAAUGAAAAGGUUGUAAGGGCUGAAGUGUCUCAACUCAGUAAGGAUGUUUCCGUGUUAAAGAAGAUAUGUGUCGAGCAGUUGAAGGUACAGAAGAAUACGGAAAAGCUAGUUGAAAGGAUAGCUAUAGCCCUGGAAAGUUUUAUUGAGAAGAGUUCAAAAUCAGAAUAAUGGAUAGUACUGGGAUCAUAAUUUGAUUUAUAUUUUUGUAUGUAGGUUUUUUUUUUUUUUUUUUUUUUGCAUUAUUAUUGCUACUAUUUUUUUAUUGAAAAGUAAAAGGCAAUUAUGAAGUUGAUUACCAUUUUCUUCCUUUGGCUGCUUGAUUUACAGGGUUGUCAUUGCUGAUUAUCUAUCUCCAUUUGACCCUGUUCUCUGCAUCUUUGUCCAACCAACUGUCAACCCUAACCAUAUCCACAAACAUCUCUUUGCCUUCCUAUCUCCUGCUUGGUGUUAUCACCUCACUAUUUUUCUUCCACUAUAUCCUGCAUCUCACUUCAUCCUUGCCUCUCACUCUGUCUUUGGAAAAAUCUAUCUGCACUCUUAUAUAUUAAUUUCUAAUGUACCUAAAAUCAUAUCCUCACCUGUGCUACAACUAACUCUACCAUCUGUCAUCAGUGCCUCCAAGUUGCACAGCAGAUGGUCCCACUACAAUUUGGUAAACUUUCCCCUUCCUUUUGCAGAUACAGUGCUAUUCUAAUAUAAAUUAUUCUUGCCACUCUAUCCCACCUGCUUUCACUCUCCUUUUCUCUUCAUGCAGACCACCAUCUGGUGCUAUCUAACUAUGCUCUCUCUGCUAUCAUUUUACAUUUUUCUGUGUCCUUCAGGUUGUACCAGCUGCAUAGGAUAUAGUCUAUCAUCAUACAUCUUCCUCCUCUUUUAUAAAUGUUAUGCUGUGGUCCUCCUUGUUGAAUUGCUUUUUCAUUUCCAAAUGAGAGUAAAAAAACGACAACUGUAACUUUCUGUGGAUUAAUUAAAUUGUGUAAUUUCUAGCUUUCCUAGGGUUGUCAUGUAUUACAGAUCUUUAUGCAAAUAUGGAUCAGGUAUGCCUUGAAAAUUGUUUUAAUUAAUAACUGAAUACAUUUUUACAAUCACCUUUUCCUUACCCUUCUUCUGUACCACCUCCUCCUCCUCUCAUGUGUUUAAUAUAGUUCUUUGCAUUUCAUUAUGAGAAUAAAAACUAUGUGGAAUUCAGGGGGAAUGUGUGAUGGAAACUGCUACAUUCCCUUCUAAGAUAACAGAGGCUAUUUUAUUCUGUGUAUUAUGAUUUCUGAAUUUUCAAGGAUAUUAUCUUAAUAUCAUCAUUGCAAGGUUUCACUUUACCUUGGUAAAAUGUCAGAUGAAGAGCUUUAAAAGCAUGAUUUAAAAUUGCCAUUGUUUGCUCAUACAACUUUCACAUUUCCACAUUAAUUGGUCAAAUUAAGACACAAUGUGAUUAUAGUGUUGCAGAUAUUUAAUCAGAGUUUGAAAUGCUGUCUGAUUAUUUUUUUCCUUUUUUAAUUCAUGUUAGUCUGCACCAGAAUAUAAUUAUUUAAAUUAAUCAGGUAAUGUAAGGAUAAUAUUACAAACAAAGGUUCUUCUAUGGUGAUGAAUACAAAGCUGAAGUUUCAUUUACUACAUUUUAUUAUGUACAAAUCAUACAUAUUUUCUAAAUAUUGAUAAGUUAAAACACAUUGCCACACUGCCACACAAACAAUACAAAGCACAUAAAAUAAUAAUAAUAAAAAAAAAUCAUUCACUGUAAAAAUAAUGCCACAACUCUGAAUACGUCAUAAAGAAAGAAAGAUAGAAAGGAAGAUAUAUUUGUGCUGAUAUUUAAACUUUUUUGACAUAUACUAUUUUCAAAAUUAAUAAAAUACCAAACUUUCUGCAUCAGUGCAUUC